Molecule: messenger RNA, 618 nt
Organism: Solanum dulcamara
Lineage: Eukaryota; Viridiplantae; Streptophyta; Magnoliopsida; Solanales; Solanaceae
Product: nuclear pore complex protein NUP98A-like
Exons: 3
Coding region: 174-554 (126 amino acids)
Biological process (GO): RNA export from nucleus; protein import into nucleus; post-transcriptional tethering of RNA polymerase II gene DNA at nuclear periphery
Cellular component (GO): nuclear pore cytoplasmic filaments; nuclear pore
Molecular function (GO): structural constituent of nuclear pore
Source: RefSeq, a predicted model, not a curated record
UAGGUUGCCACCUCAGAAAUACAAACCUAUGAGUGAUAAACCAAAGGUACCCUUUUUCAUGGAUAAAGAACAUUUCUGGUGUACUAAGGACAGAAGUCAUCAUCAUUCCAAGGAAAAAUUCAAGGGACUGGGUUCGUCCUACCUCAGAAUUUUCACUGGGAGCUGAUUCAUCUAUGAACAGGAUGCAUGACAGAUACAAAGCUGGUGAUAAGCCCAAGUUAGAUCCUGAAGAGAUGCAUCAUGUUAAUUUUGGCGAUGAUAAGGAUGUGGAUGGCAUAAUGCCGAAGCUCCAACGUGCUGAUUACUACAUAGUACCUCUUAUGGAGGAGUUGAUAUCAAAGGAGAAGGAAGAAGCUGUUUUUUGUUGCCACGUGAAGGACUUUGUGGUAGGAAGACAUGGGUAUGGAAGCAUUAAGUUCUUGGGAGAAACAGAUGUCCGGAAGCUUAAUCUUGGUUUUGCUGUCAAUUUCAACUGUCGUAAGGUGAUAAUCUAUAUGAAUGAGAGCAAGAAACCUUCAGUUGCCAGUUGGACAAGGCCUCAACAAGCCAGCUGAGAUAACUCUUCUUAAUGUCGGAUGCAUCAACAAAUCGACUAGGAAGGAAUACAAAGAUGGACCA